GGAUGUAGUUACUUGUUGCUGGGCAGCCUGCAGCUUUCUGUCAUCUAUAAAAUCAAAUUUGAUUCUUGAAAAUAAAUUUAAAAUGCCGUUUAAAUACGUAACAGAACAUAAUUAACAUUACUGACUCAUUAUGUCAUAAUUGUGCACUUCCCAUCUUUGGAGACAUUACAUGUUCUAAUGACUGCAUUAAUUAGUAUUUGGGCUUAAGGUAAGCUGGCCUCAUUUUAUAAAUUAUCGAAGUGAAGUGGUGAUUCGCACCCGGCACCCGGGUAUUAGAAGUGAGAGGUUGGGAUUAAAAAACUAUUAAAAAUAUUAUUGUUGAAUUUUUAAGACAAAAUGAGGUAUGAAAUGAAAGAUAAUUGAAUGGACUAUGUGCUUGUUAACUUACUUCUUCAGUUUAGGUAAAAUAAACUACCACAAAUUACAUCGAAUGGGAUUUAAUUUAAUGAAUUUAUCCAGGCCUUACUGAUUUGUAUUUUUUUAAAUUGGAAUCUUGGGGUUGCCUCUAAUUCUAAGAUAUUUUAGUACUUACAAGAAAACAGCCGAAGCCGAAGGUAAACAAUUUAUGUGAAUGAAGGGCAUCCUGCUUGAGAUUUUUUAUUUCAUUGAUUUUCAUAUUAAAUUAUAUUUACUUUUGGCUUUGGAGUGUUAGCCUAGGCCUAAAAAUAUUAAACUUAAAACUUUUGUGUUUUCAUUAAUAAUUAAAAAAAAAAAAAAUUUUUACACUCAUAGGCCUAGGGAUCAUUUUUUACAGAUUACAACUUCCUUUACAGAUACCAAUACCAAAAUUUGAUUGAGGAGCAGACAAUGUCUGAUCUGGUUGCUUAUUGGGAAUUAGCUUUGAGUGAUGGGGUUCACAAGGUGGAAUUUGAACAUGGUACUACAAGUGGGAAACGUGUUAUAAGGGUUGAUGGAAAGGUAUGUUGUAUUUUAUACUGAAUUUCUCAUUGUAGUCAUAUUAUUGUACAAAGAUACUUAAUUUAAAGUUUGGCUAUCUGUCUUAAAGCAGUUACAGUGCAAAAUUUGCAAUAUUAAUAGCAGCCAUGGCUUUACUUGUAGAAAUUGAAAGACCAUAUUUAUUGAUUUUGGUUGCCAUUUCAUAUGUUGAACUUGAAAUUGUUCUAUUUGUAUGUCUCUUUAAUUAUAUACAUUAGUAUACUAAGCAUUUUUGUAUACCUAUAUAAGAGGAAUCUAUAUUGGUAAUUAAAUGCCAAAACUUGCACUCUGAAAUUCUAACUUAUUAUUUCAGGAGAUAUACCGCCAAGACUGGAUGUUUAAACUAGUAGGCAGAGAGCAUUUCCAGGUGGCCAAGGCAAAAUGUGUCAUCACCAUAGAAGCUGUGAGCGGCUUUGCUUAUGAGUAUUCACUUGAAGUCAAUGGAAAGCCUCUGAAAAAAUUUAGAGAGAAUCAAAGUAAAAUCAUGAAAACAUGGACACUGUACAUAGCUGGAAAAGAUACAAGAGUUGUAUUAGGUAAAACUUAAUAUUUUGUAACCUAAAAUUUGAAUUGAGCUUAUUCCAUUUUUAAAAAUUUUACAAAUUAUUAAUGUGAAUAAAUUUUAUUGUGAGGAGUUUUUUUCUGUUAAAAAUGUAUAUGUAUAUUUUGUAUUUGAACAACUGUCUGAUAAAUCUAAAGAUAUAUUCAAUAUACUUAUUAGGCAGUUUGUUAUCCCUUUUUGUAAAUGAUUUAGGUGUAUUCCUAAAAUUGUUUAGGUAAAAAUUGCAAAGAUGUAUUAUAAUUUUGUAUAUUACAGAAAAAGACACACUGGAUGUAUGGGUAAAUGGAUCCAAAGUGGAAACAACGGUAAGUUUUUGUUUCAUUAAACCUAAUUGCCCCUUCUGUUCCAUUAUUGUUCCACAUCUUUUCUGCAGUAGCCUAUAUCUAAUGUUGAUUACCACAUACAGUUGGCCCUCAUAUGACUGUAGCAAUCAGUUGAAUUAUAAUAUAUCAGUUAUGCGACAGAAUCGAGAUAGUCUCCGUUGACAAUCUUUUGACCAUUUUUUAAAUUAAACUAUUGAACUUAAUUUUAUUUUAAAUUUGAAUGAAUCUAAUGUUUUAUUGUAUUUAAAUUAAGGUUGAGAGCAUGUUUUAUUUGGCUUAGCAUCGGGAAAAAUCUGAAAAAGGAGCUGGGUGUACAAAAUGUGUAAAUAUUUUAAAUGAAGAGAGAUUAAUGAAGUGAAUUGAAGUGAAAAAUAUUGAAAUUAUUGUCGAAUUGUGACAGAAAACUAAAGGAUAUGAUUAAAAUAAUAGAAAAUUUAAAGGAGCAUGUUUCUCCUGAUUUUGAGUUUGAAGUUGAGAUGUUGAUCACAUUAACUAAAAAAAUAAACAUCUCAUUUUUGUUAUUCACAGGGAGAGUUUGUGGAUGAUGGGACUGAAACACAUUUUGAGGUUGGCUCUUAUUCUGCCUACAUUAAAGCUAUAACAACAGGGAAAAGAAGAGAUGGGAUUGUGCACCAGCUUUAUGUUGAUGGGGCUGAAGUACCUUUAGCAAAGGAAUAGUCUUAAUAUUAUUUUAUAUAAAUUUUAAAAAAAUCUUUUUCAAUGAAAUAUAAACAAUAAUAAUGAUAACACAAAAAUUGAAUGGUCAUCCGAUCCGAUCUUUUCCAAAAUAUAUUUUUUAUUUUAGCAUGUCUUCAGAUAAAUGUUUUGAUUAAUUAGAUUUUAGAUUUUUUUUUGUAAAUGUUGAGAUCUGACUGUUAUGUAGCCUACACAUGGAUUUGUAAAGUUGUUGAUAUUGUUAAAGGAUAUAAAUUAUAAGCCUUAUUUAAUUACCCAGUAUGUACAAGUUAUAUACCUCUUUAUUCAUUGGGCAAAGAGACUAAGUCCUACAAACAAUAAGAAAAUAUUGUGAACAUAGACUGCUAGAACUAAAAUUGCAAUAUACAUAUAUUAAUAUUAAUUUUGACAACCAUAUCAUAUUUAUCAGCAUUGCCUUAUAACAAAGCUAAAAAAAUUACAUUAAGUGAAAAAAUUUCAUUAGUAAUUUACCUAAAUCCACAUAAUCUUUUCAGGUGUAUAUAUAUAUAAAAAAUUACAUAAAGUCAUUGCUAUUUGUUUUAAUGUAAUAGUUUUUGAGAAAUUGAAUAAGUGAAUGAAAUAAACAAUCCAGACAACCAAUGACUUGAUCUGCAAAAGUUUCUUCAUAUAGUGUCAGUGAAUUUCCAAGACUGGCACUACUCUGGGGACUGAUAAUUGAAAAACCAAUGAUCAAAAUCAAUGGUUUGAUAAAAUUUGAAAGGCACAUCUUUUUUCUCCCCAAGGCUUGAAUGUUUAAUGAGUUUUUGAUGGUUAAAUUUUACCUAACCCAUCUUAACUUAACACACUUUAUGGUUGUCUGAGGAAAUCCAUUCAUUUUUGCUUUUUUAAGAAAUUCUUAUGUUUUUUACUUUUUUUAUUGUUGUAUUUUUUUCUCGUCCCCAGAGCCAUAUUCACACAUGAGCUCAUAUUAACUAUACUAUACAAUUGUUAUUAUUAUUAUUGCAGUAACAAGCAAUUGAUGAUACAUUUAAUGUUCUGUUGACUGAUAAAAGCAAAUAUUCUAAGUCACUUUGUUUUAUAAUCCCAUUUCUAAAAGCUGUUUAUUUUAUCAUUGUUUUUUUAAAAAAUAGAACAUUUGAGAAUUAUUGAAAAAAUUACAAUGUACAAUUUACUAUUAUUUUUUUUUCAAAAAAAAAGAUGUUAGAAUAAAGAUGUUGUCAAAAUAAAAUUGUAUUACUUCUUUUCAUAAUUUUGUGAGAGACCUCAUGAACGCCUAUUUAUGAUGUCCCUGGAGAACCGGUUAUACAUUCUAAAUCAUUAUUUUCUGAAUAACUAAAUGCCUCUUGUGAGUAGUGUGUCUCUUAAUAAUGCAGCUGAUGUUACUUGGCUUAAAUAAAAUGCAAUGGCAAUAAUAUCUUAAUAAGAUCACCAAUAAAGAACUUGCAGCUUGUAAUUUUCACCUUUGUGCAAGUUCACUUAUCAUACUUGACUGCAAUUAUUUGUGUUAUACCCGUAUGAGUUUUAAAAAAAUAUGUAGUGCCUUUGAUUAGUUUUUAUUUAAUAUUUAGCCAAAUCUUUUUUUUUUAAAAUCUUAAAACUUAAGUGUGUUUUCUAUCUGCUUGCAAAGAAAAUGUUUGAGCUAUCUCAGUGGUAGGCAAAUUGUGGCUCACGAGCCCCAUGCAGCUUUUUAGGGACCUAAGUGCGGCUCGGCCAGUCGGUCACAAAUUGAUUUUGACAGAUUCUUAAAAAGAAAUUUGUCUCUCAAAAAUUUUUUAACCGUACGGCUGCUGAUUUUUGGCUUGUUUGACUAAUGGGUUUGCCGACAACUGUGCCAUCUCAUUUCCAGUUAUACAUAUUUAUUUCAUUUAAAAGCGGGUUCAUUGGAACUAUUGUUUUAAUUUUGUUAAGACCUAUAAUAUUUUUUAUUUAUGUUGUUUCCUUAUUUGGGGGGGCUACAUAAUAAUAGUUCAGCUGCUUCUUAAUCAAUAUUUAAUGUUAUUUUCUGUUUUUUUUUAAAUUUAGCUUUCAAGAACCCUUUUGACAUUAAAGUUUUUAAUUUUCUUUACAAGUUUAAAAUGUGUACAUAAGAGGUAAACAGUGUUAUUUCUUUAUAAAAUCUUUUUUCUAACUUAUUUCUAUAUUUCAACAAGUUUAGUUACUUUUACUAAAAAUAAUGAUUUUUAUUUCACGUAAUUGCCUUUUUUUAAUUCAUCUUUAUCAACAUGUUUUUAAUUUAUUUUAAAAUUACAUGAAAUAUUCUGACCAUUAUUUUAUGUGACACCUUGUUAUCACAAUGAUUGCUUGUGUGUG
Molecule: messenger RNA, 4788 nt
Organism: Lymnaea stagnalis (great pond snail)
Lineage: Eukaryota; Metazoa; Mollusca; Gastropoda; Lymnaeidae
Source: the annotation of a GenBank genome assembly